Molecule: messenger RNA, 2034 nt
Organism: Zychaea mexicana
Lineage: Eukaryota; Fungi; Mucoromycota; Mucoromycetes; Mucorales; Lichtheimiaceae
Exons: 8
Coding region: 1-2034 (677 amino acids)
Biological process (GO): long-chain fatty acid metabolic process; long-chain fatty-acyl-CoA metabolic process
Cellular component (GO): endoplasmic reticulum; plasma membrane; lipid droplet
Molecular function (GO): long-chain fatty acid-CoA ligase activity
Source: RefSeq, a predicted model, not a curated record
AUGAAGGCAUUCUCAAUUGAAGUCGGUCCUGAGACCCAACCUAAUGGCGGCCGUAUUCGACGUUCCAUUUUGGCUGCCGACGGUGUUGUCCGAGUUCCUGCCACGGACGUACACACUCUGUAUGAUGUGCUCGACCGUAGUGUCAAGAAAUACGGCAACCGAAAAGCUUUUGGCACUCGUCGCAUUGAGAAAAUGAUUGAAGAAGAAAAAGAGGUCGUCAAGAUAGUCGAUGGUGUCGAAAAGAAGGAAAAGAAGGUGUGGAAAUAUUUCCAAUUGUCAGGCUACGAAUAUGUAACAUACAAGGAGGCCGGUGAACGUGCACAUGCCAUCGGCGCAGGUUAUGCCGCGCUUGGGUUAUCCGAAAAGACAAAGGUCGAAAUAUUCGCGCCUACUACUAUGAACUGGUUGCUGACAGCCCAUGGUCUCUUCACACAAAACAUGACCAUCGUCACUGCAUACGAAACACUGGGCGAAGAAGGUCUGUUACAUUCCAUGAACGAGACCGAGGUUGAGGCCAUUUUCACCUCAGCCGAAUUGUUGCCAGUUGUGGCCAAGGUCGCCCCCAAUUGUCCUUCCCUGAAACAUGUGGUGUAUCAUGGUGAUGCCAAGGCUCAGGCACUGACAAACUGCAAAUCCGGCAACGUCCAAAUGGUCAUGUCUCUAGACGAAUUGGUCAAGCUAGGCCAGGAGAAUCCUCGCGAGGCCCGCAAACCUGAGCCCGAGGACCUUUGUUGUAUCAUGUAUACUUCCGGUAGUACUGGUAAUCCCAAGGGUGUCAUACUAUCCCAUAAGAACAUUGUCGCCGCAAUUGGUGGUGCCAAUGCGUUGUUGGGUCACCUGAUCACGGACACGGAUAGUAUCUUGGCUUACUUGCCAUUGGCCCACGUACUCGAGUUUGUAGUGGAGAACUUGUGCAUGUUCUGGGGCAUCACCCUUGGUUUUGCGAAUGUGAGAACGUUGACUGAUGCUAGUGUGCGCAACUGCAAGGGUGACAUUAAAGAAUUCAGACCAAGCUUGCUCACUGGUGUGCCACAAGUCUGGGAGUCAAUUCGGAAGGGCAUUCUAUCCAAGCUGAAUGAAACAUCGCCACAAGCACAAAAGAUCUUCCAGCGAGCAUUCGCAACCAAGGCAUGGUUGAUGGAACGCAAAUUGCCUACGGGGUUCAUUGACAAGACUGUGUUUGCCAAGAUCCGUGAACAGGUUGGCGGUCGUCUGAAAUUGGCAUUAUCCGGUGGUGCGCCUAUUUCUUUGGAAACGCAAAAGUUUUUGUCUGUUACAGUAUGUCCUAUUCUCGGUGGCUACGGCAUGACAGAGAGUUGUGGUAUGUGCUGUAUCAUGUCGCCUGAACAAUUUGGGUUCGGUCAUGUCGGAGCGCCUGUUCCUUGCGACGAAAUCAAGCUAGUGGAUGUGCCCGACGCCGGUUACUUGUCCGCUAAUGAUCCGCCUGCUGGCGAAGUUUGGGUACGGGGUCCUUCUGUCACGAAGGGUUAUUGGAAGCGUGACGACCUAACCAAGGAAACGGUUACCGAAGACGGCUGGCUAAUGACAGGCGACAUUGCUCAAUGGAACCCGAACGGCACAAUGACGAUUGUGGAUCGCAAAAAGAAUCUUGUCAAGCUGUCAAAUGGCGAAUAUAUCGCACUGGAAAAACUCGAAUCGAUCUACAAGAGCUGUCUGUACGUCAACAACAUUUGCGUCUAUGCCGACUCGUUGCGCCCACGCGCCGUAGCGCUCGUGGUGCCUGUCGAGAACUCCGUCCAGAAAUUGGCGUCGGAGUUGGGCGUCGCGUCCAAGGAAUGGGCGGUGAUUUGCAAUGAUGCUCAGGUGAAAAAGGCGAUCCUGACGGCCUUGUUGGGUCAGGCCAAGGAGGCCGGACUCAAGCCUGCAGAAAUGCUCUUUGACAUCUAUGUGUGUCAUGAGGAAUGGACCAUCGACAAUGGUCUCUUGACAGCCGCACAGAAGUUGAAGCGAAGCGAUAUCAACAAGGAAUACAAGGAGAUACUGGAUACUAUGAACGCUGCUCAAAAGAGCUAG